Molecule: messenger RNA, 971 nt
Organism: Porites evermanni
Lineage: Eukaryota; Metazoa; Cnidaria; Anthozoa; Scleractinia; Poritidae
Source: the annotation of a GenBank genome assembly
AUGACCCUUACUCGACGAACAUUUCAGUUCGUAGUAAAGCUGGUCAGAAAUUCAGUGGAAAAAAGAGAUACCGCGACAAUAAUAAUAACCGGCAAAGUGCCAACGAGCCGCAGUGGCAUUGUGGCGUCUUGCCAGUCGGAAGCGUACAGAACUGUUGCCUCCAUGUUCGGAAUUGGAAAGUCUACUGCUGUCGAGAUCAAAAACAGUUUUAUUCACGCCUUACAUGAACUUUAUAAAGAUUGGAUUACAUUUCCUGCAUCAGUGCAAGAGACCGGUGAAGCCAUUCAGCGAUUCUCUGAUAACAAUCUCUUCAACAUACUGCAGAUUUUAGGCGCAAUUGAUGGAUCACACAUCCCUAUAAAGUCUCCUAAGCACAAUAAGGAGAGCUAUUUGAACCGGAUGCAUUUUUACUUUAUGAAUCUCCAAGAAAAUGUGGGCUUCGAUGGUCGGUUUUUAGAUAUAUCAGCAGGUUUUCCAAGUAGCAUUCACGACAGCAGGGUACUGCGAAUGAGUGGACUUUAUGGUAGACUACCAGGGAACGACAUUCUCCAAGGCCCUUACAUAAAUUUAAACAGUGUUUCUAUUGGCCCUUUAAUUGUUGGCGAUAGCAUCUACCCACUUUUCCCUUGACUUUUGAAACCUUGCCAGAAUGUGCAUAAUUUAGACCCAACAAAACUUCAAUUUAACACUGUCCUGUGUAAGAUUCGUGUGAUUGUGGAGCACACACUUGGUGUAUUGAAGGGAAGGUGGAGAUGUUUGCGAAAAGAAUUGGAAUCUUAGCAGAAAACGCCCCAGGAACAAUAGCUGCUUGUAUUCUUCACAACAUCUGCAUUGAAAAUGUGGAGCCAGAUCUUGACAUUGAUGACAGCGACGACGAUGAUGAUAGCAAGGAUGAUUUUGUUGAUGGGGGAACAAGUGCCAAUGCAGACCCAGUCAGGGGUGUUUUGCAAAGAAAUCUUUUACAUUUGUAA